UCGUCGGAAAAUUCCGACGACCCAUGUUUCGACGGAAUUCCGUCGGAAAUGGCCGACGGAAUUCCGACGACUUCAAAUUUUUGGUUUUCGUCGGAAAUCGGUCGGUAAACCGUCACAAACGUCCGACGACAUUGAUUCCGUCGGAAUUCGGCGUGUUUUCUUGUAGUGAUCCUCCCUAUAAAUAAGGAACUUGAAUCUCCAUCUUCCUCAAACUAACCACCUCAAGAAAUACUCAGCCUCAUAUAUCGAACACAUCAAUGGCCUCCUUGGACGCUAUUAACCGCCCGACACCAACUCCAGACCAUGACACGACUGUCGUAUCGUUGUCUUUCUCUCUAGGUUGCGUUAUGUUCUUGGCGUUUCUAGUGUUUGUCAUUUGUUUCAUGAUCAAGAAGAAAUGCAAGAAGAACAGUAAUAAAAGUGAGAUAGUUCGUGUCGAUGAGCACUAUAAGAUGAACGAAGCUAUAGUCGAGGGACCUCAUGGACCAGAGGCAGUGGUGCUAUCUGUUGAGGAUGAUGUUCAUAUAGAAGAUUUAGUCAAAAAAGGGGAGAAAAAAUGGGAAAAGACGGUGUAGUUGGAUCUUCCCGUUCUUAAAUGAGCUUUCGCUCAUAAGGCCAUCUUUAUCCAGCACCUCAUUAGCGGAUGCUUAUUUUUAAUUUUUUUUUUUUUUAUCUGAUUGAAAAAAAAAAUUAAAAAACAAAACCAAUC
This is a messenger RNA of Brassica napus (rape), 709 nucleotides long. RefSeq names its product protein TRACHEARY ELEMENT DIFFERENTIATION-RELATED 6-like. Gene Ontology annotation, biological process: plant-type secondary cell wall biogenesis. NCBI's taxonomy places the organism in Eukaryota, Viridiplantae, Streptophyta, Magnoliopsida, Brassicales, Brassicaceae. The coding region runs from base 258 to 575 and encodes 105 amino acids. The transcript has 2 exons. The record is from RefSeq and is a predicted model, not a curated record.